This is a messenger RNA of Neoarthrinium moseri, 579 nucleotides long. RefSeq lists its product as uncharacterized. NCBI's taxonomy places the organism in Eukaryota, Fungi, Ascomycota, Sordariomycetes, Amphisphaeriales, Apiosporaceae. The transcript has a single exon. The record is from RefSeq and is a predicted model, not a curated record. Bases 1 to 579 code for a protein of 192 amino acids.
AUGGAGAGGAUUCAGGGCGAAGAACUACCAAAAGCUUGGAAAAGCAUGUCCGAAGAAUCACUUGAGCGUGUCUUCGCACAGUUAAGAAAGAUCUUCCAAGAACUACGCUCUCUGGCGCCUCCUCCGGGCACGGGUGUGGAAAGCUGUGUUGGUGGCUCGUUGUACGAUUCCCGCAUAUCUCGUGGAAAUCCGCGUUUUGGUCCGUUCAAGACAAUCCAAGAAUUUCACUUCUGGCUCAGACGAGACUUGACUGUCGAAGACCUGAAAGAUCGGGAAAAGGACCAAGAUUGGCAUGAUCUCGUGGAGAUGAUAAGACAGCAGGAUGGGCCUUGGUCUCCUCCAAAAUUUGCUCACGGCGAUUUAAAUCCGUUCAAUGUUCUUGUUCGCGACGGUGAGGUCGUUGGAAUACUCGAUUGGGAAUUCUCUGGUUGGUAUCCAAAUUACUGGGAAUAUACUUCGGCCUGGUUUGGCAACGUUAUAAGGACAGAAUGGCAAGGCAAGCUUGACAAGAUUCUCGAUCGGCCACGCCCCGAGGAAUUUAACAUGGAAGAGGUGCGCAAUAAAUGGUGGGGUGAAUAG